Dibothriocephalus latus is the source of this 690-nucleotide messenger RNA. The record is from the annotation of a GenBank genome assembly. NCBI's taxonomy places the organism in Eukaryota, Metazoa, Platyhelminthes, Cestoda, Diphyllobothriidea, Diphyllobothriidae.
AUGAUCUUGUGCGACAACAUCUUUUUUACAUUUAGUUUUUUUUUCUGUUUUGUCUUCCCCAAUGGCACUGAAUCUGAUGCCUUCCGUCUGUUUCAGCUGGUCGUUCGGCUGAUGCUGGGUCACCCGCACCACACAGGCUACUCUCUCCUCUCCCUCGUCAACGCUGACCUCGACGAGAGCCCCACUGUCGACUCGCCUGCUCCGCGCACUUCGCGUCCUAAGCGGCAGAAGUUGGAUUCGCUGUCAGUGCCCGUUGUUGCGCCUGAAAAGGAUACGCGACAGGCGAUUGCCGCUGAGCUCUUUUCGGAGUUGUGUCAUUCGCAGAGCGGUCCGGUCUUCCUGCAGAUGAAAAAGCUGGCUGUGGCUCUCAUCGAAUUCGCCAAUGUGGACGUUGAGAAGCAGCGCGGCAGUACAGGUACGUGUCACAGUUGUCUUUGUAGGAACUUCUUUUUUUCUUACUUUCAGGAAAAUGGGCAUUAUCUCCGCGGUUCUUUUUCGUCUGCUGUUUAUCUUUUGACACUUAACCUACAUAUUAAUCUGCCAGCGCGUCUAAUUAAACUUAGCUUCCGCUUCCAGAUGCACGACUUUGUUCAUCUACUCUCGUGUGUAAGGCGUGUUGUAACUCUUCACCUGUUUACCACAGCGUAUUCCGAUCCAUAUUUAUUAAACAGCCUUGUUUGUGAUCGGUGA